Dermacentor andersoni is the source of this 1287-nucleotide messenger RNA. RefSeq names its product Secretogranin_V domain-containing protein 7B2 (gene 7B2). Gene Ontology annotation, cellular component: secretory granule. The record is from RefSeq and is a predicted model, not a curated record. Lineage: Eukaryota; Metazoa; Arthropoda; Arachnida; Ixodida; Ixodidae. Gene Ontology annotation, biological process: regulation of hormone secretion; neuropeptide signaling pathway. Gene Ontology annotation, molecular function: enzyme regulator activity.
CUCCCCCUUUGCGCCGCCAUAUUGGACGUUGACGCCGCAACCGAGGCUGGGAGAGACACUGCCGGCAGAGGCUAUUUUUCCGGACCCUGCAUUGUUGACGAGGCAAACGGGCGUUGUAGAGCGCCGACAGAUAUACCCAACGCACAAGUGAGAAUCACUCGGCAUGAUCAACGGCAGACUCUUCUUCACAGCUGUUCUUCUAAAUGCGGCGACGCGAAGUUUCACCUUUAAUCCAGCCUCGUAUGAUCGGGGUCUGGAAGGGUUCACUGAUGGCUUCCUCAAGCAGGUGAUGUCCAGGAUCCAGGGCUCCGGUCUGGACCUAUCGGACAGCUCGCUCGAGUUCGCCGCCGAGCAGCGCGCCAAGCAGGAGCCGCCGCUUUCGGCGGGCGUGUACCAGCGCGACCCGAGUUUCGGCGCACACCACCUGGGCAGGUACAGAAAGGAAGGCGGGGGUCAAGCCCCUCAGGUGGACAUCCUCGGAGGACCCAGCAUUCGAGACCAGGAGUACUUGCAGCACAGCUCGCUCUGGGGACACCAGUACGUCGCUGGUGGCGCCGGUGAAGGCUUCCAGCGCCUGAAACCUGAUGGCAGUGCCAAGAACGUGCAGGUGGUGAAAACUGACGCUGUGCUUCCUGCCUACUGCAACCCACCCAACCCUUGCCCCAAGGGAUACACAGCCGAGGACGGCUGCCUGGAGGAGUUCGAGAACACGGCGGCCUUCAGCCGAGACUACCAGGCGGCGCAGGACUGCAUGUGCGACACCGAGCACAUGUUCGACUGCCCGGGCGCCACCCAGGAGAACGAGAUCGACGCCCUGGCGCGCUCCAUCCAGAACGAGGGCCUCAUGGAGUCCACGCUGGACCGCAUCGUGCAGCACAUUGACCCCGCCGUACCGGUGGAAGGACAGCACAAGACUGUGAUGGCAAAGAAAUUCUUCAGAAAAGAGGACCACGAGUCCUAUGCAAAGCGACACACGAGAAAAUCCAAGAAGUCCGUCAAGCAGCCAAAGACAAGAGCUGGAAAGAACCCAUACCUCCAGGGCGAGAAGCUACCCGUGGUCGCCAAAAAGGCCCCUCUGGCGCCACGAAAGUGAGGAAGGAAGAGUAUAUUUAUAUCAUCUAAACUAGUGACACAUUUACAAUAUGUGUUGUUAUUGUUGUGAUAUGCAACGUGAAUAAUUUAAAGCAAGUUUCCCUCUUAUCUCUUCACGAUGUCACAGUGUUGCUCUCGCUGACCAAUGUUCCACCAGACGUUUGACGAAUAAAAUAAUUUAUGUUGUUAAAACUC